Molecule: messenger RNA, 7153 nt
Organism: Saccostrea echinata
Lineage: Eukaryota; Metazoa; Mollusca; Bivalvia; Ostreida; Ostreidae
Product: multidrug resistance-associated protein 1-like
Exons: 32
Coding region: 91-4773 (1560 amino acids)
Biological process (GO): transmembrane transport
Cellular component (GO): membrane
Molecular function (GO): ATP binding; ATP hydrolysis activity; ABC-type transporter activity
Source: RefSeq, a predicted model, not a curated record
UUCUCACUACUAGCACUGAAAAAGGUGCGAGAAAUGGUUUGAAAACGUAGACUGUGUACAUGGUGUAGUUCUUGCAGUCUGCAUGCAGCCAUGGGAUUUCAGGAAUUUUGCAAUGGAACUAUAUGGGAUGAAAAUUUGUUGUUGAACAACUCCUAUCCCCAUUUCACAGACUGCUUUCAGAAUACCCUGUUAAUAUGGGUGCCAUGUGGUUUUCUGUGGAUUACCCUCCCAUUUUAUCUCCCAGCAUUACUGUCAUCAAGGGAGGAUGUCACUCCAAUGCCACUCACUUGGCUAAAUGUCUCCAAAAGUUUUUUAAGUUUGAUUCUAGCAUUUCUUAGUGUUGUGGAUCUCAUCAAAGCAACAAGUGAUAAUGAAUCUAACCAUGUUCCAACAGCAGUGUUUGUUGCACUGGGAAUUGAAUUUGCUUCAUAUAUGCUGUCAGCAGUACUUAUACAAAUGGAAAGAGCACAGGGGUACAUCACAUCAGGUGUCCUCUUUGUGUUUUUUCUGCUGAGCACAGUGGCAGGAAUUGUACCAUUUUAUACCUAUAUAGAAGAGAAGGUGUACAAUACUGACCUAGAGAAGUUUGUCUUGUUUUACAUUUCCUGGGGUCUGCUGUUCCUUCAGCUAGUUUUCCAUUGUAUUGCCGAGAAGGUGUCAAGAAGAGGCUAUUAUGAAUUGGGCAGAAAUCCCUGUCCUGAAAUCAAGGCUUCAAUCUUAAGUAGACUGACUUAUUGGUGGAUAAAUAGUUUGGUGGUAACAGCCUAUAAGAAGGAUUUGACAGAAGAUGACCUUUUUGACCUAAAUCCUCGAGAUGCUAGUGACAGAGUUGUACCACAGUUUGCUGAGCAAUGGGAAAAAGAAGUGGCAAAACAUAAGAAAAUUGAAAAAAUUCCAAGAUCAUCCAAUGGGCGGCAAAAUGUAUCCUUCCAAGUGGAUAGAAGACAGCAUCAUCUGCAGGCCUCGGAGAGGACACCCCUAAUGGGGAACUCGGGGCACACCUAUUCUACAACUGUGGAAAUAAAGGACCCCAGCAAGAAGAAGCAGGAAGGAGCCUCUCUAUUUAGAGUACUAGCUAGAACUUAUGGACCAGACUUCCUUAAAGCAUGGGGCUGCAAGUUCAUUUAUGAUUUGUUACAAAUGGCUAGUCCUUCUCUGUUAAGUGUCCUGAUUGGAUAUGUGGAGAGCAAAAAUGCCCAGGGCUCCAAUGAGUAUGCAUGGAAAGGCUAUGUAUAUGCUGUGGGAUUCUUUGUCAUAGCACUCUUGCAGUCCACAUUUUUUCAUCAGAACUUCUUUAUUGGAAUGACGCUGGGAAUGAGGAUUCGAUCAGCUCUUAUUGCAGCCAUCUAUAAAAAGUCUUUAACAAUGAACAAUGAAGGAAGGAAGUCGUCUACAGUAGGAGAAAUCGUGAACUUGAUGUCGGUGGAUUGUCAGCGGAUGCAGGACCUCAGUGGAUACCUCUGGAUGAUCUGGUCGGCACCGGUGCAGAUCACACUGGCUAUGUAUUUAUUGUGGAUGCAACUGGGUCCAUCUGUCCUUGCAGGGUUAGGAUUAAUGCUUCUACUGAUCCCUGUUAAUGCUGUUAUUUCAAUGAAACAAAGGAAAUUACAGAUCGACUUGAUGAAGUUUAAAGACAAACGAUUGAAACUCAUGUCUGAGGUGUUAAAUGGAAUGAAAGUCUUAAAAUUGUAUGCUUGGGAGCCUUCUUUUCAAAAGAAGAUUGCAGAGAUCAGGGACAAUGAAACAAGAAUUUUAAAGAAGAAUGCCAUGUACAGUGCUUUCAGCUCUUUCUCCUUCACAACUGCACCAUUUCUGGUGACCUUAGUGACCUUUCUGACCUAUGUGUUGACAUCUGAUACAGGUUACUUGAGUGCCCAGAAAGCCUUCACUUCACUGUCUCUGUUCAACAUUUUACGGUUUCCUAUCAAUCUGUUACCUAUGAUGAUCUCGUAUGUCAUUCAGGCAAAUGUCUCCAUUGGAAGAAUAUCCAAGUUUUUGAAAAAUGAAGAUUUAGAUCCAAAUGCAGUACAGCAUGAACCAAAAUCAGAUUCAGUGGUGUCUGUGGAAAAUGGCACGUUUAGCUGGGAUCCUCAAUUACAACCAGCUCUGAGAGAUAUAGACUUUAAGAUCCCCCCUGGAAAGCUUGUGGCAGUGGUAGGACAGGUGGGAUCAGGGAAGUCCUCACUCCUUUCAGCCCUACUGGGAGAAAUGGAAAAAAUUUCAGGGAGUGUCAAUGUUUUUGGUAGUGUGGCAUAUGUUCCACAGCAAGCAUGGAUCCAGAAUGCAACUGUCAGAGACAACAUCCUGUUUGGUAAACCUAUGGAAGAUGGCAAAUACAAUGAAGUGCUGGAUGCUUGUGCCCUCAGAACAGAUCUGGAAAUCCUGACUGGAGGAGAUAUGACAGAAAUUGGAGAAAAGGGUAUAAACUUAAGUGGAGGACAGAAACAGAGAGUGAGUUUGGCCCGAGCUGUCUAUUACAACGCUGAUAUCUACAUGCUUGAUGACCCACUGAGUGCUGUGGAUUCUCAUGUGGGAAAACACAUCUUCCAAAAAGUGGUAGGAGACAAAGGAUUGCUACGCAACAAGACCAGGAUUAUGGUGACACACGGAAUCCACUGGCUGCCUAUGGUAGACUCCAUCAUUGUGUUGAUGGAUGGAAGAAUCUCAGAGAUGGGAACUUACGAUGAAUUGCUGAGUCAUGAUGGAGCCUUUGCUCAGUUCUUGAAGACCUACCUGACUCAGGAAAAUGAUAAUGAGGAAGAAGAUGAAGAAAUUGAACAGAUGAAAAGUAAAAUUCUACAGAGAGUUGAGUCUGUCACCUCGGACACUGGGGCUACAUCAGGGGAUGAUGGAAAAGUCAGAAAAAGGAAAGACAAAAGUGAGAAACCUCCAUUAGCAAGAUCUAUCUCCACAAUUGAUGGUUCCGAACUAAAAGAUAAGAAAGAUGGAAAAACCAAAGGUGAUGCUCCUAAAAUUAAAGAAAAGGAUAAGCUUAUACAGGAGGAAAAGGCAGAAAAAGGCACAGUGAAAUGGAAAGUAUUCAUGAUGUACUUCAGAGCGAUUGGACUGACGGCCUCUGUGAUUAUCCUGACCAUCUUCAUUGUCUUUCAAGGCGCCAGUGUCGGAGCCAAUAUUUGGCUCUCUAUAUGGACGACAGACAAGCAACUGGCUAACAUUAGUCAAGCCAACACUACAGAAUACCAGGACAGAAAUUACAUGUAUCUUGGGGGUUACGCAGCUUUUGGUGUUGUUCAAGGACUGGUGGUCAUGAUUUACACUCUCCUGGCAACGUACAAAAUGGCUGAUGCUUCUCGUAAACUUCACAAUGCCAUGUUGGACAAUGUCAUGAAAGCACCUAUGAGUUUCUUUGACACUACCCCCAUUGGUCGUAUAGUGAACAGAUUCUCUCGUGACGUGGAGACUACAGAUACAACCCUUCCUAUGGUUCUGAGGAUGUGGCUCAAUAUGUUUUUCGGCACCAUUAGUACUUUUGUUGUGAUCAGUUACAGUACACCCCUGUUUAUAACCAUCAUUGUUCCUGUGCUGAUUUUUUAUGUAUUGGUGCAGAGAUUUUAUGUGCCUACUUCAAGACAACUUCAAAGAAUAGAGUCCACCACACGCUCACCUAUAUUCAAUCAUUUUGGGGAGUCUCUAAAUGGAGCCUCUUCUAUCAGAGCAUACCAUGAAGAAGACAGAUUUAUAAACGAGUCCCUUUCAAGAGUGGAUAAAAACAUACUGUAUACCUUUGCCAGGGCGUCAUCAAACCGAUGGCUUGGCUGGAGACUGGAGUUAGCUGGUAAUCUUAUUGUGUUUGCGGCAGCCAUUUUUGCUGUUGUCACGCCAAAUCUAAGUGGAGGUUUAGUGGGUCUCUCUGUAUCUUAUGCUCUGCAGGUGACAAGUGCCCUCAACAUGUUGGUUCGACAGACAGCUGAACUAGAAACAAAUGUUGUCUCGGUGGAAAGACUUAAGGAGUACUCAGAAGUAGAAACAGAGGCUGAUUGGAUCCGUCCAUUCAGAAGACCUCCCCAUGAUUGGCCCACUAAUGGCGGGGUUAUCUUCCAUGAUUAUAAGACCAGAUAUAGGGAAGGUUUAGACCUUGUUCUCAGAGGAAUAUCCUUCCAAGUGCAGGGUGGCCAAAAGGUUGGCAUAGUUGGCAGAACAGGGGCAGGUAAAUCCUCUCUGACUGUUGCCUUGUUCCGCUUGAUUGAAUCUGCUGGAGGUCAAAUUGUGAUAGAUGGUCAGAGGAUUUCUGACAUGGGUCUUCAUGAUCUCAGGAGCAAGCUCACUAUUCUUCCUCAGGAUCCAGUAUUAUUUUCGGGAACCUUACGUAUGAACAUUGAUCCCUUUGAUGCGUACACAGAUAGAGAAAUCUGGAAUGCGCUGGAACACUCUCACCUGAAAUCCUAUGUAGAAGGCCUUCCAGAAGGACUGCAGCAUGAAUGUGGUGAAGGAGGGCAAAACUUAAGUGUUGGCCAAAGACAACUUGUCUGCCUAGCCAGAACAUUACUGAGGAAAACUAAAAUUUUGAUUCUUGAUGAAGCCACAGCAGCAGUAGACAUGGAAACAGAUGACCUCAUUCAGAAAACAAUCAGGACAGAGUUCAAGGACAGCACUGUGCUGACCAUUGCCCACAGGCUCAACACCAUCAUGGACUAUGACAAGGUUCUAGUGUUGGACCAGGGUCUAGUCAAGGAGUAUGACAGUCCAGAAAAUCUCCUGAAAAACAAAUCCACAGUUUUCUAUGGAAUGGCCAAGGAUGCUAACCUAGUGUAACUGCAAUCAAAUGUUUUGUUUAAGUUUUUGGUUCACUUGAAAAGUGGACUUGUACUCCGCACUGGUAAUGCUUCCAGUGACUACUAAUCAUGGUUUAUGAAUCAGGGUAUAUUGAACACCAUAUGUAGCCAUAUGAAAGACCAAAACUAGAACUGAUUCAACUCAAAGGAGUGUUUUCUUUAGCUAUAAGGUUAUAGUGAUUUUUGUUCUUUUUUCAAUUUCAGUUGUGUGUUUAUUAUUUUUUUAAAAAAAUAAUUGUGAGUUUUUUUUCAUUCAUCACUUAUAUAUAUAUACUAGAGUCAGGUAAAUUUAAUGUCAGUUUAAUCAUAUUAGGUAGGGUUCUUCACAAAUUAUCUGUAUUUUAGUCAGUAGGUAAAUUCAGUUCAUGUACAAUGUGUGUAUGAUUUAUGAGCAUAUGGAUUUGCAUGUAGAAAAAAAUGUUUUGGGCUACAAUUGAAACUAGUAUUUGGAAGUGGUCGUGAUUAUGUACUAAUAUUUCUUGUUACAGAUUAAGAUCAUCUGUAGCUCGUAGGUUGUGUGAAAAUUUUUUAUUAAGCAUUAACCUCUACUUUUCAUCAUGUCCCAAAAACUGUAAGAUUUUAAGAAUCGCUGCAUUGGGCAUGGUUUUCAUAUUAGUUGGGGAAAAAUUUAAGAGGCACACAGCAUUCCUAACUGAAAACUAGGUCAAGCGUAUAUUUCAAUCAGUCAUUGUUUUACGCAGAUAUUUUUAUAGAAAAUAUUUUUGAGAUUUAAGAAGGUACUCCAUAGUCUUCUCUAAAUUUCUUAAUCUUAAGAAUUAUAACCAAUAAGUUAUUAAGAUAAGUGGAAACUUAUGUCUAAACAGGAAAUAAUCGCUGCUAUAAAUAUUUUUUCUAAAUUAAGUGGUCUUGAGAUGUUCUUUCUUAAAAGUGCUCUAUUAAUGUAGUCUAUUUCUUCAAGAGAAAUUUCAGAAUAAACUAAAACUGUGUUUGUGAAUUUAUACCCUUUGCAAAAAAAAAAAAAAAUUUGGAGACAUAUCCAUAGGGUAGAUACAUGUAUCAGCGUGUUUGUCCAUCUGUCUCAGUGUACAAGCUGUAACUUAGGGAAAAAAAAGAACAAAACAGGGUGUAAUUGAUGUAAUGGAUUGAUUAUGAUCAGAUGUUUUCUAUCCCUGAGUAUAGGUCAUUUUAACAUGGUUCAGAGAUGUGAAAUUCCUGGUAUUGCGCUACCUUUGUGAACCUUGUAUUGUAGAUGUUGUAUUUGAAAUAAAUGUUGCUCACGACAAAAGGAUUUGUUAAGAACAUUGCAAAGAAACACUUGAUUAAGAUCAUGGGGCUGAGGGGUUCUGAAGUGUAAAAUAAAUUUUGUGUUUGAGUCAUAUUUUUAAUGCUUAGAUUUAUACUUGAUGUAAAUGUUUAGUCAAAGCUUCAUGGUUUAGAAAUAAUAAAUUCUUGUUUGGACCCAAACAUAAAGCAGGAAUUGUAUAAGUUUAUAUUUGAUCAAGAAGUCCCUAUACCCAGAGAGGAUCAUGACCUUAAACCAGUUUCAGUUAGCCAAGGUCAAGAGUACUGGUAUUUGUGGUGUGAAUUUCUUUUUGGUGUUCAUAUCGGUAAUUUUUAUUUUUACUUGUGUCCUGUGUUUGCUUGUGGUCUUGAAAUGUUCUUUCUUAAACAUGGUCUAUUAAUGUUGUGUGUUUCUUUAAGAUAUAUUUCAGAGUAAGCUACAACAGAGUUAGUGUAUUCUUUUUUUAAACCCAUUAGUAGAGCCAAGAUGCAAUAUCCUAUAACAGUUUUUCUAUGUAAAUAUCUGUAUUAAUUAUUUUUAGAGCAGCCAGGUAGUUUCUGUUAGGCUAACAUUUCAUGAUACAUGUAUGAACAGUAAUAAGAAUGUAAAUAGAUAGAUGUUAAAUCUUUUCCCUUAAGUACACCUUUUGUACCAUUUACAAUACAAUACAUUUUGAAUAAUUUUUCUUUGACAAUAUAUUUUCCACAAAUAUGCUUACAAUUCCUUCUAUGUGCCAUUUGGUCUUCUUUCUGCAUUUUAUUUUUGGAUUUGAUCUUUUUAGUGAUUGUGUUUUUUUUUUAUUCCUUAAUUAUAACCAGCAUGUUUAGGUGUUGUAUAUACAGUGUAUCAUGUAAAGGUGUUUACAUUUAUAACAAACUUAGGUGUAUGAUAUAUUUAUAUCAUUAUGUUAUAUUUAAAAAGUUAUAAUGCUUCUGAGUAUAUAAGCUUGAAUAUUUCUUUUUAUAUUAUAUAUGUACAUUGUAUACUGUAGAGACCCUUGUUUUCUAAUAAGAAGGGAUAUUUAAAUUGUAUUGUGAUAUUUAUUUAUCAACAGAAUAAAUUCACAGUAGAUGAGGAGUGAAUGCUUUAAAAAUAAAACUGUAGAAAAUUAUCAAAA